Molecule: messenger RNA, 255 nt
Organism: Prorocentrum cordatum
Lineage: Eukaryota; Dinophyceae; Prorocentrales; Prorocentraceae
Source: the annotation of a GenBank genome assembly
GAGGGGCUGCCUGGGAGCGACCUGGAGCUGGACUUCGACCACGAGUGCCUGUACGAUCUGCAGGAUCGACGGCGCCCAGGCGCACCGGGCGUGCCCGCCGGCGGCCCACGGGGGGCAGCGCCGGCUUGCCCGCGGCGGCGCCGGAGGCCGCAGGAAGAGGCCGCGAGAGCGAGUGGGACUUCCAGAAGGACCCGGGAUUUCCACUACACCACGUCUUGGAGCACCAGCUGGCGCAUGGGGUCUGCCGGGCCGUGA